This is a messenger RNA of Penicillium malachiteum, 795 nucleotides long. RefSeq lists its product as uncharacterized. Lineage: Eukaryota; Fungi; Ascomycota; Eurotiomycetes; Eurotiales; Aspergillaceae. The transcript has a single exon. The record is from RefSeq and is a predicted model, not a curated record. Bases 1 to 795 code for a protein of 264 amino acids.
AUGGCUGAUAUCGAGGUUGAGGAUCUUUUCAACUAUCCACCGUUAAGCUACACACGUAACUACAUUGAUGGAGCUUUCGGACAACUACCGGACAUGGCGUCCCUCGAGUCGCAGGCCUCAGUGGAGACGGCUACGAUGAUGUAUUUGAAAAGCCACAACGACAUCGAAGAACUUUAUACGGGGCUCCACAGAGGUGUAGAACAAGUCGCUGCUAGAUUGUCAGCACAUACCCCUCCACAACUGGAUCAUAUAAGGGAACAUAAUCGUCAGCUUAUUGGAAAGAUCAGGAGUCUAGAUCGCGCGAUCACUGAGAAUGUAGCGUCUGUUAGAAGUGGUUCAAGCUCACGCUCGAGCCCACAUUCAGGCCCAUCAACAUCAGACGCAGAGCUGAGCCGCUCGGAAACAAACAAGGAAAGGGGGCAAAUCUCAAAAGAUUCCAAGCUAGCCAAGAAGUUGCUCCUAGUUGGCAAUCAAAAGACAAAGUCCCAGCUUGCCGAAUUCAAAACACGACUGGAGGCCCCCGAAUUUUAUGUGGCCCCUUCUAAUAACGGUCAUAUCUCCUUUGGGUCGCAAAUUACGGAUACGCCACAAUUCUUACGAGUGAUCAUGAAUUUGGGCAUGGCAAUCGAGAACAGCAGCUUUGGAGAGCAAAGCUCACGCAUCAAAAAAAGAAUAGCUCUGGCACAAUUUUACAAAGCCUACAGCUUAGCACAGAGUCAGCCUGAAAUCUUCUUGUCUUGGUGUGGAAGUAAAGAAGGUGCAAGGAAGCUCUUUAGUUCCCAAGGGUGGAUAUAA